UCUGUAUUUCUGCACCUCCCCCCUCAAUCUCAGACUGCAGAGUCCUUCUGACCGGCUCUUGUCUGUCUGCUCCCGCCGCUGCUGUCAUGCCGUCCUUCUACUUGCGUGCCGUGGGGCCGUGCUCCAGAACGGUUAAAAGAUGGGUAGAAUCACAGAGGGGUACGUGCCGCAGGGCACACGCUUUGCGGGUACUGAGUGGGCAGAUGGAGCGUCUUCCACCAGCCGUGAGAGAGUUUGUCGUGAGAGGGGCUGAACUCUGCGAUCCCCAAAACAUCCACAUAUGUGAUGGAUCCACAGCAGAGAAUGACACCAUAAUAACUCUUUUGCAACAGGAGGGGAUGUUGAAGAAACUGCAUAAGUACCCCAACUGCUGGUUGGCACGAACUGACCCAAAAGAUGUAGCUCGAGUUGAGAGUAAGACUGUAAUUGUGACAGAGAAGCAGAGGGACACUGUACCGAUUCCUGUACCAGGAGUUAAAGGACAACUUGGGAACUGGAUGGCUCCUCAAGAAUUCGAGAGGGCAAAGAGUGAGCGUUUCCCCGGCUGCAUGAGAGGUAGAACCAUGUAUGUGCUGCCAUUUAGUAUGGGCCCAGUUGGCUCCCCACUGUCUAAAUAUGGGGUACAGCUUACCGACUCCCCAUAUGUAGUUGCCAGCAUGCGCAUAAUGACACGGAUGGGUGCACCUGUGCUAGAUGCCUUGGUGGAUGGAGACUUUGUGAAAUGUCUACACUCUGUUGGACAACCCCUUCCCUUGAAAGCCCCGUUGGUGAACUCUUGGCCCUGUAACCCGGAGAAGACCCUCAUUGCCCAUGUUCCUGAUUCUCGUGAAAUUGUUUCAUUUGGCAGUGGGUAUGGAGGGAACUCUCUCCUCGGGAAAAAAUGCUUUGCUCUGCGCAUUGCUUCUCGAAUCGCCAAGGAUGAGGGCUGGUUGGCUGAGCAUAUGCUGAUCUUGGGGAUCACAAACCCUGCUGGACAAAAGAGAUAUAUCGCAGCUGCCUUUCCUAGUGCCUGUGGGAAAACUAAUCUUGCCAUGAUGCGUCCAGCCUUGCCUGGAUGGAAGGUACAGUGUGUAGGGGAUGACAUCGCCUGGAUGAAAUUUGACAGUCAAGGUCGUCUCCGAGCCAUUAAUCCAGAAAAUGGCUUUUUUGGAGUGGCUCCAGGGACUUCAGCAAAGACCAAUCCCAAUGCGUUGAACACAGUGGAAAGCAAUACAAUAUUUACCAACGUGGGAGAGACCAGUGAUGGAGGCGUUUACUGGGAGGGACUCGAUCAACCAUUGCCACCAGGGGUCACUGUCACCUCCUGGCUAGGAAAAGCCUGGAAGCCAGGUGAUAAGGAGCCCUGCGCUCACCCGAAUUCACGUUUCUGUGCUCCUGCUGCUCAGUGUCCCAUUAUGGAUGACGCCUGGGAGUCUCCUGAGGGUGUCCCUAUCGAUGCUAUUAUAUUCGGUGGGCGAAGGCCAGAAGGAGUGCCAUUGGUGUACGAGAGCUAUAACUGGAACCACGGCGUGUUUGUUGGAGCCUCUAUGAGGUCGGAGGCCACAGCUGCUGCAGAGCACAAAGGAAAAGUCAUCAUGCAUGACCCGUUUGCCAUGAGGCCUUUCUUCGGUUAUAAUUUUGGACACUACCUGUCUCACUGGCUGAGUCUGCAGCAACGAGAAGGUGUACGUCUUCCCAAAAUCUUCCAUGUCAACUGGUUCCGAAAGGAUGAGCAGGGCAGCUUCUUAUGGCCUGGAUUUGGGGAGAAUGCACGAGUACUCGACUGGAUCUUCCGCAGAGUGGAGGGAGAAGAGAGUGCCCGUGCGAGUCCCAUUGGGUACCUUCCGGCAGAGGGGGCUCUGAACUUAGAAGGUUUGGGUGGGGUAGACACAGAACAGCUGUUUUCACUACCCAAAGGAUUCUGGGAGAAGGAGGUACAGGAUGUGAAGACCUACUUGUCUGAACAAGUGACUGAUGAUCUGCCCCAGCAAAUCAUGCAAGAGCUGGAGGGGCUUGAAGGAAGAGUAAAGCACAUGUAAAUGUGGUGAAACAGCAGGGAUAAAGUGCAAUGUGGAGGUUACCCUAAAAUUCUGGGAAGGGAACAAGUGCUUUUUUUAAACUGCACAUGUUCAUAUUUUCCUCCCUUAUGCAUCAUGGGAGAAAACUAGUGCCUUACUGCAGCUAAGGGGUCAUCUUCUGAUGGGUUUACUGGGGGGAAGGGGUUUAACUUUUAGAAGUACCACUGGGGGACAAGGGUCUCAUUGACCCAUUCAAUUACUGUUCCAUGAAGGAUGGUUGUGGGUUAUCAUCACCAAAAUGGGAUACAAUUAUUCGGUUAUCCGUGCCCAUCAUUAACUUUAUAGAUUGGGCCUGCAAACAUUUAUACCUAUGGAUCACUGUGCAAAUUGUAUUAAAAUACUGUAGGGUGCCUGUCUUAUUGUGUGGGGUACUUCACAAAACUUCAGCUUGCACUCUUUUCCAGAUGACUGCUAGUCAAAAGCUGAUAGAGAUAUAUACCUAGGCUAUAAUGGUUUAUUUGGCUAUUCCUUGUGCCUGAAAGCAACCAAAGAAUGGCUACUUACCACUCAUUGACGAGGUGAACUCAGGAAUUUGUUUUUGUGGGGGGGUUUUAUAUUCCAAUAAACUUUUUUUUUAAUGCCACAAAGUGUCGAGUUGAUAAGAAGGAAUAGAGCAAUAUUUCAGAUUAUACGCUACCCUUAAGUGCAUUAUUCAUCAGUGUGUUGAAGGGAGAAGAAAAAUCUGAUUGUUUCAAGCAGACCUGCAACUUUUCCCAAAUCCAACAUUAUAGAGUUCAGUGCGAAAAAUAAACCUGUGUAAGCGUGUUCACAGAGUAAAAUAUAUAAUGUACUAAAAAUGUAUCUUAAGUGCA
This is a messenger RNA of Spea bombifrons (plains spadefoot toad), 2869 nucleotides long. It is a transcript of the gene PCK2, whose product is annotated as phosphoenolpyruvate carboxykinase 2, mitochondrial. Gene Ontology annotation, molecular function: manganese ion binding; phosphoenolpyruvate carboxykinase (GTP) activity; GTP binding. Gene Ontology annotation, biological process: cellular response to glucose stimulus; cellular response to insulin stimulus; hepatocyte differentiation. Bases 87 to 2018 code for a protein of 643 amino acids. The transcript is spliced from 10 exons. Lineage: Eukaryota; Metazoa; Chordata; Amphibia; Anura; Pelobatidae. Gene Ontology annotation, cellular component: cytosol. The record is from RefSeq and is a predicted model, not a curated record.